CACCGGGCGAGAUAGAGCACGGUCGUUUGUAUUAUGACGUAAAAUGUGCGCAUACUGUGCACGAGGUUUCUCGCGUGUCGAGAAUUCAACGCCCGGAGAUGAUUUUUGUGACGCAUCUCGGUAAUAACUAGCGGGACAGCUGUCUUCGUUAAACCAGGCGAAUUAGACGGAGGAUAAUUUUUGAAGAAGAUCGAAUCAAUGGUCUUGAACCGCUGUUGCGUUAUUAUUAUAAUACAUCGAAGACACGAGGAAUUUUUAAUCAGUGAUCAAAGUCUACUUUGAAAUCGAAGUGGAACACCUGGUUUGAAAAGCUUUUAGUAGAGCUUGGAGGAGGAUUUGUUGGACACGACCUCUGAUAUGUGUAUUUCUCGCGCGAUACAUUUUUUAAAUCAUUUUCAUUUCUAUUGGAAGGAUAGUACGAGAAGCUAAGGAGGCGAAGGACGACACUGUUUGCGAAUUUCUAUUGGAUACCUACAGAGGACCACUGUUCCGAACACUCGCCAUCUGCGAAAGAACUGAAGCUAUUCAUACAAGACGACGCUAUUCUCCAAUCUUCACUCAACAUCCACCAAGCACUGCUCUGAGAACUCGUCAACACCAAAGCCCUCCUCUCCUCGGAAUCCAAACCUACGCGAAACCUGUCUCAACCAGAAGUAUCUACGAAACCCGAAACCUGCACCCAACCGCUGCGAACCCUCGCCAACCUCGCGCAUCUUUUCCCCGAAAAAAAAGGGAACGAGAGAGAACUACGUCGCUCCACGGACUCGCAGAAAUUCUGAAAACUUGGCCGGAUCGUGAUCGAGAAUUGGAGCCUAGCUCGUGGCCGUCGACCUCAUUCAAUUACUCUUAUCGGCGUUCAGGUGUCAGGCGUUAUCAGACGCGGGCCGCAGCCCAGCCGUGACGAAAAUUUCGCCGGGCCGAACCGAGCUUCCUAAUUGUCAGCGUUCGCGCAAUUAGCCGUCGGUUUUCCGGUCGCGCGUGUGCGCGAUCGAUAAGAUGCCGAUCGUGCCGGCUUAUCGGGCAACGAGCCACCGAUAAGAGUCGCCCCCGGAGCUGUCGGAGCGGGCACGGGCAGGCCGCGAUACGCGGAUUAUCCGCGCGGCUCGUUUAUUCCCGCGUACGCCGCUACAACGACGACAAUCGGCCUAUCGAGCCUCCUGGUGGCCCCACGUGGGCGACCCGUCGAAAAUUAGGAUCGUUGUUGCCCUGGAAUUCCGUUGUCGCCGAGGGUGAACCGAGCCGAUCCGUUCGAUCCACCCCUUUCGGAUCAUGGAGAAGAUAGGGGACAUCGAGGCCGGGACCCUGGGGAUCCCUGGUCAGUGUAUUUUGAAGAAUUGGGAGAGGAUGACGAGGCCCGCGAGUGGUUAGCUGGUGUUUGAGCGGUUGGCUUUGAAGAUAAAUAAAAAGGGGAUUGUUGCGCCGAAACUGGACCGGUGCUUUGAGGGAUUGGAGGAGGAUAAAAGGAGACCUGUUGAAUGUUAUAAAUGCUGGCCGGAAAUUACCGAGUAUUGUUUGUUGGCUCUCUUUUUUGACCAUUCUGGAAACAUUAUAAAAAUGUGAGAAGGAUAGUUAGGUAAUUGGAAAGGGAAUUGCUACGUGUUUCUGGUCAGUGCGUUUUGAAAAAUCUAAGAAAAGGUGAAUUUAAAUGAUUCUAAGAUUUUUUGGACCGUUCUGAAAACAUUAUAAAAAUAUGAGAAGGAUAGUUAGGUAGUUGUAAAGGGGAUUGCUACGUGUUUCUGGUCUGUUUUAAAGAAUGUAAGAAAUGGCGAAUCUAAGUGAAUCUAAGAGGCACACGGUUAAGAAGUAGUUGGAGCUUUGUGGAAUGUCGACUGAAUUUAAUGAAGAUGCUUGCCAAAUGUUAACAGCUAUAACCGAUUGGCUCACCUCGAGUACCACCUUCUAAGAGUGCCUACAAACAGGCAACAAAAAGAGAACCGCUGGUCUUGGUAUUACGACGAAUUGCAAAACAGUGACUAGAGCGCUAAAUAGAUAUGAAGAUUGCAAUCAUCGUUUGAUCCAUUCACAAGAUAUUCCUGGGAACAACAAGAACAGACUCGGAAUAGUCAUACAGCUACUUCUAUCUCAAACUUUAGAAGAUCCGGCCGUCCUGCGAGACCCUUCAGGGAUGAUCAACCUCGUCCACGUACUAUUAACACAAUCUAAUUAGAGAAGAUGGAAGUCUAAAAAUACUGGCACCACAAAGAUAACAAUGAUGAUGGUCGAUGAAGAUGACGAUAGUCGUGGAUUCAAAGCUCGCGAGGUUGUCGCGUCAGUGCAAGCUUUGGUAAACGUUCAUCGCCGCUACCAUAAACGCCGGUGAUCGUCGAAGCGUGACAGAACUGCGGAUACCGCGAAAUCGCGAGCACCGAGGUGCGCUUGGAUAAACAGAGAUCGAUGUUUGCGAUGCAACCGAUGCGUCGCGAUAGAAACGAAAUCGUAAUCUGUUCUCGCGAUCGCGGCACAGUCACGAGCUCGUGACGUGGCGUCGUAUCUCUUCGUGAUCUCUCGGAACGUGAUCAAUCUGAUCGGCGCUCGAUCGGGCCACCUUGGAAUCGCGAGCGUGUCGACAGUUGCGCGAAGUUGAUUCACCCGGAAUCGCGCGUGGUCGAGCCCGAGCGCGUUCGAGAAAAUCGAAAAUCGAAGCGACGGGUCGAUGAAGGUUCGAUGCGUGUGUUGUGAUCUCUAGUGGAUAUCAUCGUCGCGAUGAGUAUACUGCUGUGGCGACAGCGGAGAGCCAGUCAGCCGAGGGCGGAAAUCCUUUCCUUGGCAAGGGAGGAUGAAGAAUGGAGCGACUCGGAGAAAACACCAUCGGUGAGCAGUGGCGUGGACGGCGGUGGAUCGGCAGUCUCCAGCCCGAUCGCGCCAGUCGUCGAGGAGGAAUCGAGCCUGCCACCACCACCGAGACUGAAUCAUCCACCCUCCUCGGUCGGUAUCGCGAAUUCGGCCGCCGAGGACAUCAGAUUGAGGCUCAGCGUGCUCUCUGAGGACGCUAGGAAACGGCUGGCUAGUCUUACCGAAGAUAUCGAGGUCGCUAGGAGCUUGAGAGACCGACAUGCUACCUCGAGGCACAAUCAGGCGCGAGAGACGAGUCCCAAAGACAUGGACGAGGAGGGUAUGGUCGUGGUCAAGGAGGAGGACUGCCAGCCGAGGUCGUCGUCUUCCUCGUCCUCCUCGAUUCGAAGAAGGGAGUCCGUCUGCAGGAGAGACUCCGAGGACUCCUCGAAGCGAUCCAACGCGGACGACCCUCCUUCGGAGAAGAAGCUCAAACCCGACGACGAAGCUACACCAAGACUGAGACUCAAUGCUAGUCUGGCGACGGAUCCUGCUCUCCGACCCGCGACCGUAGCCGCGCUUACCGUCAAACCGGAGAACACCUCGCCGCCGAAUCCUGUGCCACCUUCGCCAGCUGGUCUUCAGAAUGCAAUCGCAUCUGGUCGGUUGUUCGUGCUGCAAACCGACGGCAAAGAGACGAUCACCGUGGAGCCAGCCAGGCCAGCGCCUCUGAUUUGUCCACCGUGCGGAAUCCGCUUCAGUUCGGCGAGCACUCUGGAGGCCCACCGCACCUUCUAUUGCGCCCAUCGUCCGCGGCUGGAGGAAGACGCCGCGAACGACGAGGACGAGGAGAAAUCCAACAAGUUCGAAGUGAGAAAGGCGUACGCCUGUCCCCACUGCUCGUACAGCGCGGAUAAGAAGGUCUCCUUGAACAGACACAUGAGGAUGCACGCAGCGUCUCCGGCGCCGCCCACGAUACCGGCGGCACCGACUCCAGCCACCACGCCAGGAAGCGGCGCCGCGGCAGCUUCCAACGGCUCGUUGAACGAGGAGGCGGAGCGAUACUGCAGAAACUGCGACAUCAGAUUCAGCUCGCUCAAGACCUACAGAGCGCACAAAACUCACUAUUGCAGCACCAGGCACGUCGUCAAGGACACACCGCCAACGACCAGCGCGGCCUCGUCGUCCGUCAAGGCGUCACCGCCGACCAGCGCGAGUCCUGGUGACUCUCCGCCGCCGCAGCCGUGCCUGGCUUUACCCACCAACCCCAUUCUGAUCGUGCCGUACUCCCUGUUUCGCGGAGCCAGCGUCUUGGCCGCGCCGACUCUGCCUGCGCCCGACACUGCGUGCUUCCUUCUUCCAAAUGGCCAUCUCCAGCCAAUGACCAGAGGCCUAGCAACCACAGCGCAAAACGCCGUGGUCGAACCUCCUCCGGUCCUUCGAGCAGCGAACAAGCCGACAACGCCAGCGUCGGUGGUAGCGUCGUCCACGUCGCCGCCCGGUUCGGCGCCUCUCGAUCUCAGCGUCAGAAAGUCGCCAGCGCAUCAGGACGAAAAGGAAAACAGGGUGUCGCCGGCUCCUUCCUCUCUGCCUCCGCCACCUGGAAGCCCGAGAUCCAGGGGAAGCGGUAGUCCCAGAGCGAGGUCGAUCGGCUCCGCUCCAACGGCAGCUGGAACUGUUGCACCGCCUCCACCGACGGAGCUCGCUCUGAGACUUGCCGAGCUCCCGCCACCGCCUGUUCCUGGCGUCCUCGUCAAACAGGGUGUCUCGAGAUGCAAGGAAUGCAACAUAGUCUUUUGCCGACACGAGAACUUCGUCGCGCACAAAAAACAUUAUUGCCAAGCGAGGGAAACCACGGUCAGCAACAGUCCACCGCCACCCGGUACACCAUCGCCUCCUUUAGUCCAGCUUAUCUGCGCAGCGUGCGGCAUCAAGUUCGCCUCCAUGGAUAAUCUUGUGGCCCAUCAAGCGUUUUACUGCCCCAAAAGGCCGGAACCUCAGGAACAUCACACGAGAUGCACCAAGUGUAAAGCUGUAAUUGAGCCCGGAGGUACGCACACGUGCACCAGCGGACCGACAGGUGGUUGGAGAUGUCCCGUAUGCGGCGCGGUUAGUCCAACAGCGGGAGCUGCUCAGCGUCACAUGGAUGCGCAUCAGGGCGUCAAGGCUUUCAGGUGCACGAUUUGUCGUUACAAAGGAAACACGUUGCGUGGUAUGAGGACGCAUAUCAAGAUGCACUUCGAGAAACGUGGAACCGAUCUGCAGGAGGAGAAUUAUAUAACGUGCGUGCUCGAUGACGAGACGGUCCUCCCGACCCCAGAACCUCCCCCAGCUACCACUCCCGAAGAGGUUCCAGCGGAGGUGCAGGUGAACGGUAAGGCCGAGAUUCGAAAGAGUCCUCAGCCAUUACCACCACCUCCGCCGCCAACGGUUACGAGCAAGGUGAAACAGGAACGCGAAGAUACGCCACCGCCAGAGGAAAGUUUAGACCCCAACAAGAGCGGUCCGCGUUACUGUCGGUCGUGCGACAUCAGCUUCAACUACCUGAGCACCUUCAUAGCUCACAAGAAGUUCUACUGUUCGAGCCACGCUGGCGAGGCGAGCAACAAUAACAACAACAACAACAACAAUAACAACUCAAGCAGCCACACCACGCCACCUCCCAGUGGCAGGACGGAGGCGUCCGUACUUUAAAGACUCUCAGGAUGCGAGUAAGCAUCUUCAUCCAAGGUGAUCGUUCUUAGAUGUCGCCAGCGGGACGACCCAACGGGACUGUUAAUUGUUGCCAGUUUAUAUAUAUAUAUAUGUAUAUAUAUA
Molecule: messenger RNA, 5589 nt
Organism: Hylaeus anthracinus
Lineage: Eukaryota; Metazoa; Arthropoda; Insecta; Hymenoptera; Colletidae
Gene: ush
Product: zinc finger protein ush
Exons: 8
Coding region: 2704-5466 (920 amino acids)
Biological process (GO): negative regulation of transcription by RNA polymerase II; cell differentiation; positive regulation of transcription by RNA polymerase II
Cellular component (GO): nucleus
Molecular function (GO): RNA polymerase II-specific DNA-binding transcription factor binding
Source: RefSeq, a predicted model, not a curated record